AUUCCCAAGUCAUAAAAGGCUCCAGCAAUGCCUGUUGUUUGCAAGAUAUAAGCCCCACGAUAAUUUUUACGCGGAUCCUCUCGAUUUCUCUCCAGUACUCGAUUCGAACACAUUCGAGGUUGUCCACAUCGACUUUGCCGCUCAUAGGACGAAGCCCGGUGGCGCACCUUCUGUGCCGGCCACCAAACCACGUGAUCUGGAACAGGACGAUUUUAAGUCUUGUGGUCGAGAACGUAUUCGGCCACCAACGAAGAGCUUUGAGUAUCUCCCGGAUAUCAGUGGAAUAAAGCUUCGCAACGAUAUAAAGCCUCUUCAUAUCAUACAGCCAGAAGGCCCCAGCUUCAAGGUCGACGGUCAUGUCUUGGAAUGGCAAAAAUGGAAAAUGCAUAUUGCCUACAGCAGCCGUGAAGGGAUUGUAAUCUCUACGGUGACGUAUAACGACAACGGCGAGAUCAGACCUCUCUUUUAUAGGUUAUCCCGACGACUCUCCAGGAGCGAGAACAUAGACAUUGAGUAUCCCAGUCAAGCGAAUAGCGAAUGA
This is a messenger RNA of Acaulospora colombiana, 541 nucleotides long. Lineage: Eukaryota; Fungi; Glomeromycota; Glomeromycetes; Diversisporales; Acaulosporaceae. The record is from the annotation of a GenBank genome assembly.